Molecule: messenger RNA, 681 nt
Organism: Astyanax mexicanus (Mexican tetra)
Lineage: Eukaryota; Metazoa; Chordata; Actinopteri; Characiformes; Acestrorhamphidae
Gene: selenow1
Product: selenoprotein W, 1
Exons: 6
Biological process (GO): response to selenium ion
Cellular component (GO): cytosol
Source: RefSeq, a predicted model, not a curated record
CCUCGCCUCUUUCAUAACAAGGAGGAACAUCAUCCCGAGACCUGCCACACCGCGCGCUCCUCUCAGACCGGCCGCAGCCUGCACGCACUGUCUGAACCAGAGAAGGGCUGUCUCCACCGCAGAAAUGGGGGUUAAAAUACACAUAAUAUACUGUGGUGGAUGAGGGUACAGACCCAAGUACACCAAACUCAAGACGUUGCUUGAGGAUGAAUUUCCAGGCGACCUUGAGAUUUCUGGUGAGAGCACCCCCAGAACAUCGGGGUGGUUUGAGGUAGAGGUGAAUGGCAAGCUGGUGCACUCCAAGAAGAAUGGGGAUGGCUUUGUGGACUCUGAUCAGAAGAUGGCCAAGAUUGUGAGUGCUAUCGAGAAGUCCAUUGGCAAAUGAGCCUAUGCUGAUCUAGGAGUUUGUUCUUCUUCGUGUGUCGACCUCUCUGGCAGUGCAACAAUGAUGGUGACUUCCGAAGUGUCUUUGACACGGUUGCUACUUGAUGCUUACCGCAUUUCCAAGGAGGAGGCUCUCGGAUUGUGCAAACUCUAGAUUAAAAACGGUUUUACAUAAUGUUAAGGGAAUUCAGGACAAACCUUGCUUUUAUUGUUAUUAAAAAACGCACAAGGAAUGUUUUGGCUUUUGGACAUUUUGAAUAAUAAUGCAAUAAUAAAAAGAUUCAAGUUCUGAAAUAA